AUGCAGCAGGCAGAAAAGGCGACAUUGGCCAGAAAGAGCACUGUUGCAACUAGGCUGGAGGCAGCUCCAUUUGGCAGAGCUCUAAAACCUCAGCAGGGCCUUUCAUCCAGUCCAGUAAUGAUGAUGAUGAUGAUGAUGAUAAUAAUAAUAAUGAUGCGGGUGGCGCUGUGGGUUAAACCACAGAGCCUAGGACUUGCCGAUCAGAAGGUCGGCAGUUUGAAUCCCCGCAACAGGGUGAGCUCCCUUUUCUCGGUCUCUGCUCCUGCCAACCUAGCAGUUCGAAAGCACGUCAAAGUGCAAGUAGAUAAAUAG
This is a messenger RNA of Podarcis lilfordi (Lilford's wall lizard), 312 nucleotides long. NCBI's taxonomy places the organism in Eukaryota, Metazoa, Chordata, Lepidosauria, Squamata, Lacertidae. The record is from the annotation of a GenBank genome assembly.